This is a messenger RNA of Anoplopoma fimbria (sablefish), 1605 nucleotides long. RefSeq names its product claudin-4-like. Gene Ontology annotation, molecular function: structural molecule activity. Gene Ontology annotation, biological process: bicellular tight junction assembly; cell adhesion. The coding region runs from base 575 to 1207 and encodes 210 amino acids. The transcript is spliced from 4 exons. The record is from RefSeq and is a predicted model, not a curated record. Gene Ontology annotation, cellular component: plasma membrane; bicellular tight junction. NCBI's taxonomy places the organism in Eukaryota, Metazoa, Chordata, Actinopteri, Perciformes, Anoplopomatidae.
AUUUAUGACAUUUGUGGCAAAUUCUAAACUUGGCUUUGGUUUGAAGUGCAUGUGAUGACUUCACUCAGAGGGAAUUGGUUAAUUUGCAGGCUGGCACAAAUAAUGUGAUGGCUCUCUAUAAACAGAGCCUGCUGGAAAAUCUCUAAGAAGGAGAUGAAAAAAGAGAUUAAGCAACUGGAUGAGAAGAAGUAACCAGUGAUGAUGAUGCCUCUGUUUGAUGCAGCGCUCCAGCCUGCCUGACCUAGAAGGCUGGAGCAGAAGAUUGAACCCCUAAAUCAUGGCCUUUAAACACAGGAAGUGGCCAAUUGGAACGUACCAAGUGUCAACAAUAUCAUGGAGAGCGCUGCUGGGGCACCAGAGGGCCUCUUUGUAGGAGAGAAACACCUUUGAACUCAAAGGCAGCAUGAUGGAUGUUUAUAUCUGAGCACUGAAGCCAAAGCCCACCCAGAGGACGGGGCUACUCAGGGGCAUCUGUGAGUCAUAUAAAACUUCCUCCGGUGGGAGAGCUUUUAGUUAGUUGCCCAGUGAAGAACUGAGACAGUGCAAGAAAGAGAAGGAGUACCACCAAACAGCAAUGGCAUCUUUAGGGCUGCAAAUUCUGGGCAUCGGGCUGGCGGUGCUUGGAUGGAUUGGAAACAUACUAAUCUGUAUGCUGCCCCUGUGGAAGGUGUCUGCUUUCAUCGGGAACAACAUCGUGGUGGCUCAGACCAUCUGGGAAGGACUGUGGAUGACCUGCGUGGUUCAGAGCACCGGCCAGAUGCAGUGCAAGGUCUACGACUCCCUGCUGGCCCUGCCUACGGACCUCCAGGCUGCUCGGGCCAUGGUGGUCAUCGCAAUCCUGUUCUCUCUGUUCGGCCUGCUGCUCUCUGUGGUCGGGGGGAAAUGCACCACCUGCGUUGGGGACAAGGCAGCAAAAGCCAAAGUGGCCAUCUCCGCAGGUGUUUUCUUCAUCCUGAGUGGGGCUCUGUGUCUGGUGACCGUGUCGCUGCCUGCCAACACUGUCAUAAAAGACUUCUACAACCCCAUGGUUCCUGAUUCCCAGAGGAGGGAGCUGGGUGCAUGUUUGUACAUGGGCUGGGGAGCAUCAGGACUCCUGCUGAUCGGGGGAGCUCUCCUCUGCUGUCAGUGUCCGUCAGGAGGAGACCGAUUCACUGGAGCAAAGUACUCCGCGCCUAAAUCCACAACGCCCGGGAAGGAAUUUGUCUGAGUUGCUGUAUUACAUAAAAAUCAAAGCACGCUUUGAACAGCAUCUGACUUUACACAUAGUAAAAACCUGUUGCUUAAGAAGUUGUGAUUUGCAUUGUGACUAAUUUUGUUUUUCUAACACAUUGUGGGACUCUAAGGUAUGUGCCAUGUUACAAUACAGCAACAUUGAAGCUUAGCUCAUUUCUUUUUAUAUCGUUUUGUGUAUUAAUUUCAAUAUAUACUCAGUGUCAGACUGCUGAUGUUUCAUUUAUCUUAUUUACAACAUAAGAACUCCCGAAAGAAGACUCAUGUAUUUGUUGUGUGAUUAAUUUUUCAUUUGUUUUUCCUUUGGAUAAUAAAAAAAUGUAUUCGCAACAAUGUUUUUUUUUUAUAUGCACGGUGGAACAUAACAAAAUAAAU